This is a messenger RNA of Odontomachus brunneus, 737 nucleotides long. Its product is annotated as odorant receptor 13a-like. Lineage: Eukaryota; Metazoa; Arthropoda; Insecta; Hymenoptera; Formicidae. The record is from RefSeq and is a predicted model, not a curated record. Gene Ontology annotation, biological process: sensory perception of smell; detection of chemical stimulus involved in sensory perception of smell. The transcript is spliced from 5 exons. The coding region runs from base 77 to 670 and encodes 197 amino acids. Gene Ontology annotation, cellular component: plasma membrane. Gene Ontology annotation, molecular function: olfactory receptor activity; odorant binding.
AUUGAUCUGCGUAGGUCAGAUCCUGUCGGCUUACAGCGGGACUGUGAGCUACACUGGCAGUGACAGUUUCGUCUCUAUGUUGGUGCUUCACGUCUGUGGUCAGUUUCAAAAUUUGCGAGGAAGACUGAAGAACCUCGUCGACGACUCGGGCGGAGUGAAAACGACCGAGGACUUCAGAAACGAGCUAACGCAAAUCGUGAAGAGACAUGAACAUUUGAAUUGGUUUGCAAAAAGGAUUGAAGACUCUUUCAAUAUGCUGUUCUUAUUCCAAAUACUUUCUUGUACUAUUCAAUUGUGCUUUCAAGGUUUCCACGUCUUCAAUAUAUUAAUAAAUGACGAUAAUGGAGACGAGUCACCAACCUUCCAGUUAAUCUUUCUAGUUAUUUUUAUAACUUUUAUCUUAGUCCACUUAUAUAUUUAUUGUUAUGUCGGCGAAAUGUUGCUCAUGCAGAGUACCGAGAUAAGCUUCUCCGCGUAUGAAUCCAACUGGUAUAACGUGCCAGGGAAAGAAGCGAGAAGCCUCCUCUUUAUCAUGAGCAGAUCCACAGUCCCACUUUCUUUAACUGCAGGAAAGUUAGGCGUAUUUUCUUUGCAACUGUUUAGCAAGAUCGUGAAAACCUCACUCGGUUACUUGUCGGUACUGCUGACCGUAACAAAACGCAAAGAGUAACUCCUCUCAAAUAAUAGUUAUCGUAUUUACAACAACGCUUAUUACAUACCCGUUAUUGUUGAGCGUA